AUCUCGCUUUUGGCCAAGGACGCCGCCGGGGCAGGCGCUUGCCGCUCCGCGCUCGUCAAUGAAGGCCGUGCCUGCACCAGGGCGACUGGAAGGCGGCGGCGAAGGGGUUUCGACGGUGGGCUACGCGGCUGCGACGAGCCCGCGGUCACGGUGUCCCACGAGCAGCAGGGAAGCAGCGUGCGGCGAGCGCUUCGAAGGUAGCAGCGCUACGGAUCGCGGUUGGAGGAGCUGGUGACCGGGUGGCCAUGUUUAGCUUCCACAAGCCCAAGAUCUACCGCUCUGCGCUCGGCUGCUGCAUCUGCCGAGCCAAGUCGUCCUCAUCGCGAUUCACUGACUCCAAAAAGUAUGAGGCCGAGUUUGCGCGCUGCUUCCGCAUUGUGGCUGAGGAUCGCCGCUCGGGCGAGAUCUGCAAUGCCUGUGUGCUUCUGGUCAAGCGCUGGAAGAAGCUCCCACCCGGUACCACCAGAGACUGGCAUCAUGUGGUUGACGCGAGGGCAGGUCCCGGGACGAAGUCGGUGAACAAGGGCAAGGUGAAACCGCCAAAGCGGCCGCUCAAAAAGCACCAUCGACUGACCGCUGAGAAGCGGUGCAAGCUAGACCUGAGUGGCGGCGCCCUCUCGGACGACAUCACCAUUGGCGAUGAGAGCCUGAGUGAAUCGUCGAUGCCGUCACCGCCAGAGAGCCGUGCAGCCAGUCCGACCCCAAGCAACUCGUCCGAGGACUCCGGCAUUUUGGACGAGGACGAGGAAGAGUAUGAUGACGAAGACCGUCGCCGGAGCUGCCGCACGAUGAAGUCACGACCAUCGAAGAAGAAAAAGAAGAAGCGGAAGCAGCGAGGCAGCGGGAGCAGCCGCAGGGACGACUACGUGGUUGAAUCGUCUGCCAACAGGCGGGGGAAACUGGCAACGCCUUUUAAAAUCUCCUCCUUUCUCGACAUGAGCUUCUGGAGGAAGGAGAAGGUCUGCUGUGGCAUCAUCUUCAAGGGGCCGCACGGCGAGGUGUUGAUCUAUCCCAAGCUCCUGCGGCCUUGCCGAUGCAGACGGUUGCGCCUGAAUGCCGCAAAGGUGCCUGCUGAAGUCACCGAUGUCGCCGAGCGCAGCACCCGUCUUACGGCAGAGGACACUGACACGUCGACAAUGCCAAUGGACACGUCACCAUCCUCUGCCAUAGAGUCGUCACCUGCGCCGGUUACCACGGUACUGAUGCCCGAGGCGUUGCCAACAGACGACAUGGGCACAUCUGCCGCACUCCUCUUUCCCACGCCCGAGAUAUCGGACUGCAACCCAAGCAGUCCAGACGCUUCUGAAAACCUCUCACGCGGUUCCACCUCGCCAGACGGGGCCAGCGAUUAACGUUGGCUUAUGCCUUAGGGUGUCCCACAAAUUAUUUUUUUUCUUUCUUCCAUUUGUUUUCUGUUUUUUAUUUAUGUCCUCCCACUCUCCUUGUUAGAUUCUUGUUCAUUUUGUAAUCUCAACUGUAUAUUCCCACCUCCACCCCUCCCCAACAUACCCAGUCCCUCCGGACUUGUUAAUCAUGCCCUGCACCUUGACCUAAUUUAUUGCCCUUAACUUAUUCCCUUGUUAUGACAAAUGCAGGUUGUUUUUCUUCCGUUGUCAUGCUUAGUUGGCAAAAGCUUCUUUGGGUGGGGAAACUGACACAAGCAUCAUUAUGUUUUCGUCCUGUUGCUUCUGUACCAGUCUUUAAGCUCUGCAUGCGUUAAGCUUCAUUUUGUUCUUCUUUUGCAUGUUUGAAACAUCUGUCUUGGAUGUACCUUUCUUUUCUUUAACACAGCUUUAAGUGUCAUGCCUGCAAUGAGGCUUAGUCACCGAGCUUCUCUUGCUGGCAGUGCUGCUGUGUUUUCUAAACUUUACAGUUUGUGUCGGUCACGUUCAGUCUUUAACAUUGCAGAUGUAUUGCUACGUCACGUGAUUUUUUCUUUUUUUUUUUGACCUCGUCCUGUUGUUAAAUUUGACAUUUUAUCCGACUUUGACAAUGAACUUCAGUGAAUUUCGUCAUCCCACACAUCUCCCCACUCACAGGGAGAUCUGUGAAGCUUUUUGCCAUAGCAGCAUGUCAAGUCACACGACUCUUGUUUUAGUUUACACACUAAAUGAUUUGCAAUUGUGCCCAAGCAUUUUUUCAGAAGAACUGUUUGCGUUUGGUGUGCAUCAACACCAGAAAUUUGCCAUUGUGCAUUCUGGUGGGAGAAACUGCUGCGCAUUUCGUUGCUUUGACUCGGACCAAUUUUAAAAGCCAUGUUGUUUUCUUUUCUUCUUGCUUUUAAGGCCAGCGAGUGCAGUUUUCAUACAGUACAUUCCAAGCCUCGCACAGCAUUGAGCCUUGACGCUUCAUUACUGGAAUUUCCUUCUGCCUUUUCAGUUCUCCGUGAAAGUAAUAAUGCCUGUAAAGUGAAUUGCGACUACAGGCACCAUUUCCAAUGAAUUUUGUGUUGUACCUGGUUGUAUAUCUUCAUUAUGCUUGCAGGCCGUUGUAUACCUCGAAUAUCAAGAAAGCUUAUGAACGGCUCCUUUUUUUUUUUUCUGCUGCAUUUUUGGCAGCGAUACGGUCUAAUCAUGUCAUUUCUGGAACAAAAAAAAAAGGAAAGGUACCCGCAAUCGUGCAAGUUAUGUUGUCAUUCACACCUCGUUCCGACAACGAGUACAUCAAAGUGGUGAGAGAGCGCAUCACUUCUUCGCCAAGUGCAUUCUCUGUGGGGGGUGUUUGAGUUCUGCAGUGGUGUCGUGUUGUGACGCCAUCGCGGAUUUUGUCCCCGGGGUUCGCUUCUACUGCGGGGGUACUUACUCUCUUCCCACAACCUAUGAAGCAGUAUUUUGCCAUCUAGUAGUUGGUUCCUCGCCAGCUCCUUGGCUGUCACCAGCCUUGCUCACCACAAAUAUGCACAGUUCCGACAGGAGGCGAUGAAGUGUUUGCACCGGAUCCCAUGGAAACGCCUUGUUGUCCCAAGACUUGCCCUGAACAACGGCGUGGUCAUCCCUCGCGGGGAAAAAAAAAAGGUUGUACGCAGGUUUUCCAACUAUGUAUCGAAAGGAGUCGGGAGACGAAGUGGUGGGGGUGGCGGGCGCAUUGGCUGAAGUGUUGCUGUCAAAGUCCGUCGCUCUCCCCGCACCCUUUCCUGGUGCGGAAGUUGGUAUUGCUCCGCUGCAAUGGAAUAUGCAAGCUUUCUACAUGCUCAUCAAACCACCACCACGCUCUGCGGACUUGUCCGGGUGACACAGCAAGGCACCUCAAUCAGCGCUCCACCAGCAAGCUGCAUUUUUAUUCAGCCGAGCUGACUCGCGUGAGAGGUUCCAAAGCUGUAUCGAACUGAGCUCGAACUCAUCGUCCUGUCUUCCUCCUGCAGUUCACUAUAAUGCAUCAGGGCAUCGUAGAAGCUGCUAAACUCAUGUCCCGCGAUGCCUUGGAAUGCCGUUUCAAACGCAUUUCCGCCAGGCUCAGGGUAGUGGGAAGCAACUGUGCUCAACCGUGAGCACCUUCUAGCACCGAAGCUGCGGACGAGGUUCUUUUUCAUUUCGUUUUCUUUCGGCCACGAGGAUAACGUUAUGCAGAACCGGUCACCACAUCUCGUUGUCGAGGCGAGUCGGAGGACUCAGGGAGUCUUUACAAAGGCGACACCACCACAUAACACAUUUUUUCCAUUUUUGUACUCUAGUCAGAAGGAAAGUCAAACCACUGUCACCAGGUGGCGGAGGUAUGGACAAAAAACUUUGUCUCAUUUGAGACGCGCCCUGUCUGAGUUGAUGAGGAGUAACCUAAGCACCGAUUUUGCUCACAGCAAGCGUGGUCAUGAUGGAUUGUGGUGAAGGAUCAUGGAUGAGCUGAACUCUGAUUAUCAAGUUUGCGGAUGCUGAUUUUUGGACGUAUUGAGGACUGGCAUGGGUAAGGCUAUUUAUGCUUUCGCAGGUUGUGUGGUUGACUUUUGAAGGUGUGCCAUGAGUGAUGAGUAUCUCGGAGACUGCAUGCAGUUUGGUACUCCUUCCUUCCUUCAGUGUAGUUUCUCUCCGAUGAUAUAGUUUGCUGCCAAGAAGCCUGCAAGUUUGACAUUUGCUGCUUCAAAGCUUAUAUCUUUGAUGGGCAGCAUUUUGUUGAUGGUGUAGAUUAGGCUGUCUUGCCUGGCUUUUUGUUCAACUCUGCUCGUUAAAUUUCCGUUCAGAUGUGAACAGGUGGUGUUCAGCACGUGCAGCGUUGUCAUGAUGCCUUGUAAACAAAGCAGCAAGUCAUCAAAAGUUUAAUUGUAAAACUCGUUGCCUCACUUUUGCUAUAUUUGGCUACAACUUGAUCUUACAAACAGCGCUGCAGACCUUCUUGUUAAACUUUCUGGAGGACUGUGCAGUGAAAUCGACCACUCGCACCCGAGAAAACUGCUGCCAGGCUUUGCGAGUCAUUGCCGUACCUGCAUAAAACGCCGAGUCUGUUGUUUUUGUUGACGCCACCAAGUACAACAUCUUGUGUCCGCAUAAGCUGCAGAAUCUCAUCAAAAUUUGGAACAGCUGACAAAUAUGGUUCAUUGGAAGGUUCUCCCAGAAAGGCCCUCGGUUGUUGGGUGAUUGUGCCCACAACUCGAGGGGUGUAUGUUGUAGUUCGGCUCUUAUAGCUAGCGGAUGCCAUGUGCUGUUUCUCUUCAUGACCGUUGUUGUGCGCUGUUUUCUCCGGAGAGUGUUUCGCGUUUCCCUGCGGUUGUUAAAUCUAUGCCCAGCCCCAUGUGAGUCGUUGGUAUUGUGGUGGUAAACGAGCGAGCUUUUCAGAGAGGUCUCUGUGCCUGUCGGCCAACCCUGCAGCAAAUGCAUGUUGCCAUGUAAUUAUAUUCACAUUUAGCGUCUCAAGGGCUGUGACUCUAGUUGCUUCAUAAUGACUUGGCACAACAGAGUUGCAUCGCGUGACACAUAUUUGUGUCACGCUCAUGAUUUACUUGUCACACUUGUGACACACUCUUGACGUGCAUUUGUUUUAGUGCACGCAUUUUGCUGUUUAAACUGGAAAUUUGAAAAGUCGCAGAUGUUGCAAAAUAGCAUUGUUAUUUAAUGUUUCGGUGCAAUUGAGAACUAGAUUGCUUUCAGUUUGGAUUUUAAAAAGCAGGCAGCACAGUACAGCACUUGGUGUAGGCAUGACCUCUCCAUUUGCAGUUGCUGAAAAAAAUUUUCAUUAGUCCUACUCUUAUUACAGAGUACAUGGGCGAAGAAAAAGAAAGAAAGCGAAAAGAAUGUUCAAACAUUGCUGCUCUGUGACUUAGUAUAGCAGCACGGAGCAGAUCAUAUUGGCACACUUGUUUGCAGGGCUUGACGGCCACCGAGCAUCUCUUUGCAGGAAUGAAAGAAAGCUGCAGUGUUGCGAGAAAGUCGAGUGGACGAAAAUGUUGUUGUGAGCUUGUCGGGAAGUCACUGCCACUUUUUUCUAAGACGAAAAAAAAAAAAAAAAAUCCCAAAGCCCACGUUUUACCGCGCUUGUUCUUGCCGACCGGCUAAAAAAAGUCGUGGUUGCGUGUGUUUGGGAGGUGGGGUGUUCUUUCUAAGGCUUUUUUUUUUUCUUCAUAGCAGUGUGUGCUCUGUAACCGUGUGUGAUCGUCUCCAGUUGUUAAUUAGUCCUUUCGCUGCAUUCCAACAUGCAGCUUCGCUGUUGUGCGAUUUAAUCCUCUGCGUGCAUGUUUGUUCACUCAGUGAUCGAAGUACAUCCCCGCAAGAACUGUCGCUAAGCUUUGAACACCAACCACUCCUUGUGGUGUAUGCAAUGACACAGGGCCAAAACUGAAUGCAGAACCUAAAGCAAGAUAGGCUCGCUUAAUUACUGCCUGAAAUUGAAUGCAGGGAGUCAAAUACGCAGUAGGAAAUAGCCCAAAUCAUACUUUUAACCAUUUCUAUGAAUGAUAGAUGCAUGCGCGUCUUUGUUUGUUUCAUUUCUUCUGGUUUUCAUGAUUAAUUUCAUACCUGAACGGUUCCACGAGCUUCAAAAAAUAGGGACUGCAACCUAUUCAAAUGACUCAUAGCAUUUGGGUGUCAUAUGGCUGCAAGUUGCAUUGAUUGCUAAAACUUGUUUGGUGUGUUAAUGGCUUGUGUGAAGAAUGAAUGUGGCAGCCUUACAUAAUGCAGGCGUUUUGCUACAUAUUAUGUCUGCUGACUGCCGGUGUAGCGAUAGCACGAAGCGUAGGUUCCUUGCACAGGUUGGCCUUGUGUCAUCCUGCAUUGUAAUGCAGUGGCCGUUUGGUAAUGUGUAAGCUGCGCUGCAAGAUAAAUGUCUGUGUUGUCCUAGACAUUCAGUACUUUUUAACCCCUGCAGUAUUAGCUGCCCACAGUCCCAGCUCUGCAUACAGGCUUUUUCUACGUCAAUGGCUUGCAGCCGUAUAGUCUCACAGCAUCGCCCAUAUGGCAUGAAAAAAAAAAAUGCUUGCUAGCAGGGCAGUUGAUGUCUCUUAAUUUUUUUUUUUUAAUUCUGUGCGCAAACAAACUGGGACAAAGAAAAGGAGUAACACAAGUGUUGUCCUUGUGUUACUCCUUUUCUUCGUCCCUGUUUUUUUGCGCACAAAAAUGAUCCAACUAGGCCAACUCGCAGUUUUGCCUCUGAAUAAAUGUCAGACAUCAAGCCUGUGCUUGAAGAAACUAGAAUUGCACAGCAGGUGUGAGAAGGAUUGGCAUUUUGUAGGGCUGCAAAUCAUAAGCUAACAAUUGCAACAAAGUUGCUCCCUCAAAAAGAUGUUGGAAAAUAUAAGCUAAGCUAGAUUGGUAGACUUGGAACUGAAUAAGUCUCUUCGUUGAUGCUCGGUAGGCAAGAAUAGAUGACGGGUGGCACUAGCACCUUGUGAUUCCUGCACUAGGUCCCUGUGAUGUCGUGGAUAUUGAGGUGUCUCUCAAUAUCCAUCUUAUCAAUAUCAAUCUUAUCUCGAUUUAUCAGUUAACAGAAACAAAGAUGACAUUGGAUUCAGAACCAAGCAAAGGCUCCACAUGUUGACCUUCGUCAAUUUUUCCUGUGCGCAAUCGGGCCUCAAAAUCUGCCCCUCCCCUCUCCCCCCUCUUUUGCUUUUUUAAAUUUCAGAAAGGUAGUAACCGAUGCAAAUGAAGAGCUGUGAAAGAUUUCCAAUCUAGGCCAAUUUGGUGCUUCUCUUUCGCAUUCCUUUAAUGAGACGAUCUUGCAGCAAAGUUUCACCUUACUUCAAACCAGUGCGUUGAACAUUCAGUCUGUGUGUCUCUCCCUUUUCGCUUACCCUUUCGCUCGGUGUAUGCGUCCUGCAUGCAAGACCCCCCCAUUCCUUUUUCAAAACUUUCUUUCGCAUUUUUGCGGUUUGUUCCUAUUGUAGAUAGCAGACAUGACAGUUCUACUUGCUGUGUCAUGACCGCAGAACCUCAUGUGGUACUUAAGGGCAUUGAGAUAAAGAUAUAUAUAGCAGCUUGUUGUCAGGUGCAAAUUUUUCUUUGUGUCCAUUUUUCUUUCAAAGUGCAAUUCACCUUUUAGUAUGUUCUCGUGGGUGAGAAUGUUUGUUCACUUAAUGUUUGUGUGUACAUUUUUCAGAUUAGCAGUUUUUUUUUUUUUUCACUUGUUUGCCGGCCUAGUGUUGAGCUGCAUACUUAGGCCACUUGCAUUGUGAAUACACAUUGGAGAUGUUUUUUUUUUUUUUCACUUAUUUAUGCUGGCAGCAUUUUACAGGCUGACCAACUUUUUGCAUGGCAUUUUUAUCUCGUUUUUGUCAUCACUCCAUAUCGUUGAGAUGAUUAUGAAUGGGAAGAAUGAAAAUGCAAUAACAUUGUGACAAUGUUUUCGUUGGUGCACCGUAGACCAAGAACUGCAUGUCAUCUGCUUAUAUGUUGCAUCUGUUUUCUAUUUUAUCUCCCUUUUUUUUUAAUUUUCAUCUGUAAUUGACAUCUCAUUGUUGAGGCCUGCAUGUUCCUGCUUUUCAGUUUAUGCCGCUUGGCCUCGGGCAAUUGCUCUCUACACAGCACUAAGGCCUGCGUGCAUAAAAAAAUGCAUUAUAAUGAAACCAUGCAAAAUGAAAUGUGAUUUGCCCCAUGUUGCAGCUCAAAUCGCGCAGGCCCGGCUGUUUGAACGAGCCUCUCACCAUCACCUCUUCAUUCCUCCUUGCAUUCUGUAAUGCUUUUUGGUAAUUCUGACCCCCCAGUGCUUGUAAUUUGCCUACCUGACACCAGGUGGCUUGAGCGAACGCUAACCCGGUGAUUCUCGUGGUGCAUGCUCGUGACAAAAUGUCACGAGGUGCAUGCGUCACGUUCGUGACUUUUGUCGUCUCUCGUCCUACCUCCUCAAGUGUAAUUGUUUCUCAUGUCCCAACAGUGCGUCAUUAUCUGUGUUAUCAUCCGUGUAUAUUCAGACAGUUUUUUGCACCCCAGCUCGGGAAUGCCUGUGAUUGUGCGUUUGAAGCGAAACCAUUGCACCUUCUUCACGUGUUUCCAUUGUGUUUGGUGUUUUCUAAACGUGAAUGCGUGCAGUUGGGCGCAGGCAACAUUUGUGCGUUUCACAUAGCAGUACCAUCUGGUGUCAAAAAUCGGAAAAUUCAAACCUUGGAGACGCUUCUGCCAGCCAGUGUACAGGCUAUGGAGUGUAAAAAGUACAUUGCCUGUUAAUGAAUUUCAUUAUUAGACAUUAGCCAUUAUGCAUAGUAACGUCUGAAACAUGUUGCCAGAUAUUUUUUGCAGUGCUGGUCUCAUUUAAGAGUUUCAGCUUGUUUAGGAAAGAAUAAGCCAUUAUUGACAAUGUUGGCUCUUUCAGAGGGGGAUUCACAUUAUCUGCCUAGCACGUAGUUAUGGCAUCAGUCUUGGCCAUCAAAUUAGACCAAGAAAAGCUGCUGCGUGUUAACCUCAUGGCGGCCAAACACCACGACGCCCCCUAGCGAUGUGCCACACCGCACUGCAUUUUCUCGAGUUUGACGUGCCCGGUCAUAGCAAGUGUGUGUGCUUUCUAUAUCGAUGUUUCCCUGCUGUCCAAAUUGAAAUUGGAUGCGAUACCAUUGGUUUCUCGGUGUGAGUGUGGAUGUAGUGAGUGUUCACAACUUUUUUUUUUUUUUUCCCCUUCAUCGUAGUCAUACCUCAAGUGGUCGUAGAAAUAAACAUACAUCUCAUGUCGAGA
Molecule: messenger RNA, 9081 nt
Organism: Dermacentor silvarum
Lineage: Eukaryota; Metazoa; Arthropoda; Arachnida; Ixodida; Ixodidae
Product: SIN3-HDAC complex-associated factor
Exons: 5
Coding region: 246-1352 (368 amino acids)
Biological process (GO): negative regulation of cell migration
Source: RefSeq, a predicted model, not a curated record